Messenger RNA from Eubalaena glacialis (North Atlantic right whale), 805 nucleotides. It is a transcript of the gene TMEM141, whose product is annotated as transmembrane protein 141. The transcript has 5 exons. NCBI's taxonomy places the organism in Eukaryota, Metazoa, Chordata, Mammalia, Artiodactyla, Balaenidae. Bases 50 to 376 code for a protein of 108 amino acids. The record is from RefSeq and is a predicted model, not a curated record.
CCCGGUCCGGCGCCGCUCUGCCCCGCCGGCUCCCCGCGCCCCGCCAGCCAUGGUGAACCUGGGCCUGUCCCGGGUGGACGACGCCGUGGCCAGCAAGCACCCGGGACUGGGGGAGUAUGCCGCGUGCCAGUCGAACGCCUUCAUGAAGGGCAUUUUCACCUUUGUCACAGGCACCGGUGCGACCGUCGGCCUGCAGAUGCUCGUUCAGAGGAAGUUUCCGUACCCCUUUCAGUGGAACGUGCUGGUGGCCGUGGUCGCAGGCUCAGUGGCCAGCUACUGGGUGACCCGAGUGGAGUCGCAGAAAUGCAGCAACCUCUGGCUCUUCCUGGAGACAGGGCAGCUCCCCAAAGACAUGGACACAGAUCGGCACAGCUAGGAGAGCUCCAGCCAGGGCACAGAGGACCUGGGGCCGGAGAGUUCUAGAGCACAGCCCUCAGCACCUCUGCACCCCAGGCUGGCCUCCCCACACCCAUGUCCCCUGCACACAUGCAUGGCCAUCUCUGUCAGACCUGUGCAAACUGCUCCUGCCCAGCCUGGACGCCCAGAAGGUCAGACCAGGAGGUGCUGCCCCUGGGGUGGCUGGCCUCCUGCAGGGCAGUGAGAAACACGGUGGACACAGAGCUGGAGAAGACCAGGCCUGUCUCAUGCAUGUUUGGGGGCGGCAGCUCUGGGGUGUGGGCUUGGGCUUUCUGCACUUCCUGCUGCUGAUACGCCCUUUCUGACCCCUGCAUCCCCCCGCCCACCCCAGUCAGAGCUGACAGCUUCUGCUGGGGGUUGUGGGACUAAUAAACGCUUUCCCAUUUCC